UCCAGCAGCGGCCGCGGGGGGAGCGAGGAGCGCGGCGGGCGGCGGCCGGAGGGGACCAUGGCCGGCGGCCGGAGGGGACUGGUGGCCCCGCAGAACACGUUCCUGGAGAACAUCGUGCGGCGCUCCAACGACACGAACUUUGUGUUGGGGAACGCCCAGAUAGUGGACUGGCCCGUCGUGUACAGCAAUGACGGCUUCUGCAAGCUCUCCGGCUACCACCGGGCAGAGGUGAUGCAGAAAAGUAGCACUUGCAGCUUCAUGUAUGGGGAGCUCACCGACAAGGACACAAUUGAGAAGGUGCGGCAGACCUUCGAGAACUACGAGAUGAAUUCCUUCGAGAUCCUCAUGUACAAGAAGAACAGGACGCCUGUGUGGUUCUUUGUGAAGAUCGCUCCCAUUCGAAACGAGCAGGAAAAAGUGGUUUUGUUUCUUUGCACCUUCAGCGACAUAACAGCCUUCAAGCAGCCCAUUGAGGAUGACUCAUGCAAAGGCUGGGGGAAGUUCGCCCGGCUGACCAGAGCGCUGACCAGUAGUCGGGGGGUCCUGCAGCAGCUGGCGCCCAGCGUGCAGAAGGGUGAGAACGUACACAAGCACUCCCGCCUGGCAGAGGUGCUGCAGCUGGGCUCUGACAUCCUCCCCCAGUACAAGCAGGAGGCGCCCAAGACGCCCCCGCACAUCAUCCUGCACUACUGCGUCUUCAAGACCACGUGGGACUGGGUCAUCCUCAUCCUGACCUUCUACACGGCCAUCCUGGUGCCCUACAACGUGUCCUUCAAGACGCGGCAGAACAACGUGGCCUGGCUGGUGGUGGACAGCAUCGUGGACGUCAUCUUCCUGGUGGACAUCGUGCUCAACUUCCACACCACCUUCGUGGGCCCGGCGGGCGAGGUCGUCUCCGACCCCCAGCUCAUCCGCACCAACUACCUCAAGACGUGGUUCGUCAUCGACCUGCUGUCCUGCCUGCCCUACGACGUCAUCAACGCCUUCGAGAACGUGGACGAGGGCACCAGCUCUGACCCCGUCUCCCCCCAGGGCAUCAGCAGCCUGUUCAGCUCGCUCAAGGUGGUGCGGCUGCUGCGUCUGGGCCGCGUGGCGAGGAAGCUGGACCACUACAUCGAGUACGGGGCGGCGGUGCUGGUGCUGCUGGUGUGCGUGUUCGGGCUGGCGGCGCACUGGAUGGCCUGCAUCUGGUACAGCAUCGGCGACUACGAGAUCUUCGAUGAGGACACCAAGACCGUGCGCCACAACAGCUGGCUGUACCAGCUGGCCCUGGACGUGGGCGCCCCCUACCAGUUCAAUGGCUCGGGCUCCGGCAAGUGGGAGGGUGGGCCCAGCAAGAACUCCGUGUACAUCUCCUCGCUGUACUUCACCAUGACCAGCCUGACCAGCGUGGGCUUCGGCAACAUCGCCCCCUCCACCGACAUCGAGAAGAUCUUUGCUGUGGCCAUCAUGAUGGUCGGCUCCCUGCUCUACGCCACCAUCUUCGGGAACGUGACGACCAUCUUCCAGCAGAUGUACGCCAACACCAACCGCUACCACGAGAUGCUCAAUAGUGUGCGUGACUUCCUGAAGCUCUACCAGGUGCCCAAGGGGCUAAGCGAGCGCGUCAUGGACUACAUCGUGUCCACCUGGUCCAUGUCCAGGGGCAUCGACACCGAGAAGGUGCUUCAGAUCUGCCCUAAGGACAUGCGUGCUGACAUCUGUGUGCAUCUGAACCGCAAGGUGUUCAAGGAGCACCCGGCCUUCCGGCUGGCCAGUGACGGCUGCCUGCGGGCCCUGGCCAUGGAGUUCCAGACGGUGCACUGCGCGCCCGGCGACCUCAUCUGCCACGCGGGCGAGAGUGUGGACAGCCUCUGCUUCGUGGUCGCGGGCUCACUGGAGGCCAUCCAGGAUGACGAGGUGGUGGCCAUCCUCGGGAAGGGCGACGUGUUUGGAGACGUAUUCUGGAAGGAGGCCACUCUGGCUCAGUCGUGCGCCAACGUCAGGGCCCUGACCUACUGUGAUCUGCACGUGAUCAAGCGUGACGGCCUGCAGAAGGUGCUGGAGUUCUACACGGCCUUCUCCCACUCCUUCUCCCGGAACCUCACGCUCACCUACAACCUCAGGAAGAGGCUCGUGUUCCGGAAGAUCUGUGACGUGAAGCGGGAGGAGGAGGAGCGCAGGAAGCGCAAGAACGAGGCGCCACUCAUCCUGCCGCCAGACCACCCGGUCCGCCGUCUCUUCCAGCGUUUCCGGCAGCAGAAGGAGGCGCGGCUGGCGGCCGAGCGGGGUGGCCGCGGGCCCGGGGAGCUGGAUGUGGAGCGGGGCGUGCUGGCGGAGCCUGGGGGGACCGGCCGAGGUCCGGCCGUGGCAGGCGUGGUGACCGUGCGCGAGAGCCCCGCCACGCCCGUGGCCUUCGUGCCCGCCGCCACGGGAGGCGCCGACCAUGCCCGGCUGCAGGCCCCGGGCGCCGACGGCCAGGGUCCCAAGGCGGCGGGGGCGGAUGGCCGGCGCCGGGGCUGGGCCCGCUUCCGCGAGGCCGGCCGGCCCGAGGACUGGAGCGGCGUGGCCAAGGCCGAGUCCAUGGAGACGCUGCCCGAGCGGACCCGGGCGGCCGGUGAGGCGCCGCUGCGCAAGACAGACUCGUGCGACAGCGGCAUCACCAAGAGCGACCUGCGGCUGGACAGGGCAGGCGAGGAUCGCAGCCCCGUGCGGCCGGAGGCGCGGGCGGCUUUCGGGCCCAUCCCGGAGCAGGCGCUGCAGACCGCCGUGCUGGAGCUGCGCCUGGAGCUCAAGGAGGACCUGCAGGCGCUGGGCGCCCAGGUGGCGCGUCUGGAGCAGCAGCUGGGCCGGGUGCUGGGGCUGCUGGCCGCCCGCGGGCCCCCCGGUCCCCCCAGUCCCCUUGGCCCCCCCGGCUCCCUGGGCCAGGACUUCGGGGCCGGCUGAGGGCCGCCAACUGGGCCCCGUGGACACGCCCACCUUUCUCUUUUCUCUCCACCUCGUCUCUGAGCCCGGGGUGGGUGCGGUGGCCCGAGGGCUCUCUGUAAAUACUUGCCCCCCCCCCCCACCGCCGUUCUCGGCCCCCUCAGUGCGGCCCCCAGGCCUGGGGUGUUGGCAGGAAGGGGGAACCGGUCUGGAAAAUGUUUUGGGGUCCUGGGGACUCCCCCAGUGUGCACAAGGCAGGUCCCGCCAGAGCCCGAGCCUUGACGGCCUCUGUGAAAGUGAACCUGGUCUUGUGAGAGCCAGUGGCU
This is a messenger RNA of Erinaceus europaeus (western European hedgehog), 3230 nucleotides long. RefSeq names its product potassium voltage-gated channel subfamily H member 1 (gene KCNH1). Gene Ontology annotation, molecular function: delayed rectifier potassium channel activity. The record is from RefSeq and is a predicted model, not a curated record. Bases 58 to 2925 code for a protein of 955 amino acids. Lineage: Eukaryota; Metazoa; Chordata; Mammalia; Eulipotyphla; Erinaceidae. Gene Ontology annotation, biological process: potassium ion transmembrane transport; regulation of membrane potential. The transcript has 11 exons. Gene Ontology annotation, cellular component: membrane.